Molecule: messenger RNA, 1986 nt
Organism: Trichoderma reesei QM6a
Lineage: Eukaryota; Fungi; Ascomycota; Sordariomycetes; Hypocreales; Hypocreaceae
Exons: 6
Coding region: 1-1986 (661 amino acids)
Biological process (GO): regulation of DNA-templated transcription
Cellular component (GO): nucleus
Molecular function (GO): transcription cis-regulatory region binding; zinc ion binding; DNA-binding transcription factor activity, RNA polymerase II-specific
Source: RefSeq, a predicted model, not a curated record
AUGACCGCCAACGGAGAAGUCGUUGCUUCCGAUCAUCUUCCCACGGCUUCGGAGGCUAUCAAAAGCCGGGCUUGCAUUAACUGUGCCCGGCUCAAGAUGAAGUGUCGGUGGCCGGCUCCUGGGACCGGGCAGGAGGAGGGAGGUUGCAUUCGAUGUGCUCGCAUGAAGAUUUCAUGUCAUAUACCAGCGCCUGUCCCGAGAAAGAAGCGAGGCAAAUCGACUGCGUCUUCUGAUGGGUCCAUGUUUGAGAAUAGGCGCGUUGCCCAGUUGGAGAAGAAGAUUGACAGCUUGGUGUCCAUGCUUGCAUCAGCACAGCACAUUCAGUCCUCCGGAACGCCUCCCCUGACUCCAGAAAGCCACGACGCAGAUAUAGAAGCCAGAGGCGUGCCGAAAGAACCAGCCUCAAGGCCACUACAGGAGGCAAUCUCGACCAUCCCACAGCCCAAAAGAGCCGUUCGCGAAGCUCCUGACAUUCCACUUUCCGUCCCAUCUAGCCCAGAGACGACAUUCCAGUUGAUACCGGGCUUCAGCUUUACCCUUGAGGAAGUGCUUUCGUACUUUGACAUUUACCGGCGCGAAUACAUGCCCAACUACCCCUUCGUCAUCAUACCGGAGAAUCUAGAUCCUCGGGCGUUGUAUGCAUCUUCGCAAUGUCUCUUUUGGACCAUCAUGGCUGCUGUUGCGCCACAGUCGUCGGCCACUCAGCAAGGCGUCGAGACUUGGUUCCGGCAGUAUAUCGCGGACCGGAUGGUUGUGAAACAGGAGAGGAACUUGGGCAUAUUGCAGGCUCUGCUGCUUCACUUGGCUUGGGGCAAUUUUCAUUUCUACCUGAAUACAGAAUCGACAAACUUGGCUCACCUAGCCGUGGCCAUGGCUCUGGAUCUCAAGCUUGACAGGGCUCCAGAAGUUACUCGGUCGCUCCCAGGCCUCUUGGGCGAGGCUUGGGCUACGAUCAAUAAGAAUGCGUUAAAGCAGAGGCCCCAUACUGUCGAUGAGAAGCGGGCUGUCCUUGGGCUUUAUCACGUCACUUCGCUCAUCUCUGCACUGUUCAAGCGAGGCCACUACUUCUCUUGGAACAACUAUCUCGCCCAGUGCUGCGAGUCACUGGCCGAGUCUUCUCUGGAAUCAGACCUGUUCCUCGUCGCUCUGAUCAAGAUGCAACGUGUAGUCGAUCGAGCCAACUGCAUGCUUCCCGGCUGCGACGUUGUCAAUUCAACGCUCAGCACAUAUAUGUCGCCAAUGGACAUGAUCAUCAACAACCUCCGUCGAGAACUACACGACCUGAUGAGCAACCAGCCAGAGUGCGUCAAAAAGAAGGACUUAUUCAAAGCAUACUACCACGUCACGCUCAUGCGCUUCGCCGAGCCCGCAAUCCCCAUCCCCUCUGCCGCCGACUUGGCCACCCUCAACCCCGAACCACUACAACGCUUCGACACCCUCUGGAAGUGCCUCCUCUCAGCCAUCGACUUCUUCGACACCCUGCUCUCCUUUCAUCCUAAUCAACUCCCCGGCCUUCCUACAUCAGUCACGGGGUUACUUGCCUUUGCGAUAGUAACUACCUCGCGUUUACUUCUCUUGGAGCCAUCGAUAGGCUGGCAACCCGCCAUGGCACGCAAAAAGCUCGACUUUGCAGACGUUGCAAAGCGUCUUGGCGAUCGCUUCGAAGAAGCAGACGUCUGGGCCAAGGAGGCCGGUCGCAGGCGCCGCCUAUUGGAAGCAGGAGGCGCGCAAUUUUGCAGGUUCAGCUUCAAGUUGCGGUGGAUUCGACAGUGGUAUCUUUCACGGGUUCCUCAGGAGGAGCAGCAGCAGCAGCAGCAGCCGGCUGCUACUGCUGCGGAAGCUCAGUUGCCUGGUGGUUCUGGAGAGGCGUUGCAGGAUCUGGAUGGAGUGUUCUGGGAUGAGCUUGAGCUUGGGGAUGCGCUGUGGCCGGACUUUAUGACUCUGUAUCAUCCCAGUUAUACUACGGCUACUGUUGCUGAGACGUGA